GCUGAGAUGGCUGCUGGACUCUGGGUUGCCCUGUCUGCACUCAGGGUGCUGCUUCUCUUGCUGUGUGUUGAGCCCUGGACUGAGGGCGGGAAGGUGCUGGUGGUGCCCAUGGAGGGCAGCCACUGGCUCAGCAUGAGAAAGGCUGUGCAGGAGCUCCACGCCAGAGGCCACCAGGCAGUUGUCCUUGCGCCUGAGGUGAAUGUGCAAGUUAAAGGAGAUGACUUCUUCACCCUGAAAACCUAUGCCAUUCCAUACACCCAGGAGGAAUUUGAAGACUUCUUCCUGCGCCAUAACCACCUGGUUUUUCAAACUGAACAUUUUCUGAAGACAUUUUUUAAAACGAUCACAAUUUCUCAAAAUGUGGUUGCAUUCUAUCAAAGGUCUUGUGCAAGUCUUUUGUAUAACAAGGACCUGAUCAGGUAUCUGAAUGAUAGUUCCUUCGAUGUGGUUUUAACUGACCCUUUUAAUCUCUGUGGGGCAGUGCUGGCCAAGUACCUGUCAGUUCCUGCUGUGUAUUUUUUGCGUUCCGUUCCAUGUGACUUGGAUUUUGAGGGCGCGCAGUGUCCAAAUCCAUCUUCAUAUAUUCCCAGAUUGUUUACAAAGAAUUCAGACCACAUGACAUUUCUGCAAAGGGUCAAGAACGUGCUCUAUCCUCUGGCCCUGCAGUAUUUUUGCAGUAUUUCUUUUACUCCUUUUGCAAGCCUUGCCUCUGAGCUCUUUCAGAGAGAGGUGUCUGUGGUGGACAUUUUCAGCUAUGGAUCUGUGUGGCUGUUCAGACGAGACUUUGUGAUGGACUACCCCAGGCCAAUCAUGCCCAACAUGGUCUUCAUUGGAGGCAUAAACUGUGCCAACAGAAAGCCACUCUCUCAGGUCUGUAUUGAUGCCCUUAUUCAAUCAGUGUUCCAGAUGGAACACAUUUUUUUAAAACUUACUUUCAAGUGCUUACUGAUCUACCAAUCUUUCUAGAGAUGUCUACGUCUCAUUCUCCUUUGAAUAGCAUUCUGUGAGAUGAACUAUUGAAGUUUUGACAGUAGGGUAGUUCAUAUUUGGCCAAUGAGAGGAAUCAGAGGGGAGUUAAAGGUCCAUAACGUGAUUUACAAACAAUGAUGUUCCUAAACCAAGAUCAUCCAUUUGUAAAGGCACUGUCUUCAAAGCUGUGCAAUUUUCUUCAGCUGUUAGGGGCUGGAAAUUGAGUCAUGGAAGCCACAAUUGUAUGUAAGGUAUGGCAGGUAUAGCACAUUCCCUGGGUGUCACUGGGGCUGAGGGGGCUGACAGGGGGAGUACCAAUGAACAGCUUCUAUUAGCCAAUGUAAUUUCCAUGGUCAGCUGUGAAAGAUUAUUCAUGAGUUUAACACUACUUGCCCUGUACAAUAUUUUCUGUUAUAUGCACCUCUUCCAGUGGUACUGAUCCAUCAGGGGUUUAUUCCUUGCAGGUGUUGAGUAGAAGGAUGAAGAAAUGAGCAAGUUGCAUUUGUUGACAUGAGAGAUUUUAGAGGCCCUAUCUUAGAAGGGGAAACCCUGGUGGUGUAGUGGUUAAGUGCUAACCAAAAGGUCGGCAGUUCAAAUCUACCAGGCGCUCCUUGGAAACUCUAUGGGGCAGUUCUACUCUAUCCUAUAGGGUUGCUAUGAGUUGCAAUCGACUCGACAGCAAUGGGUUUGGUUUUGGUUUAUCUUAGAAGGAUGGAGAGGUGAUGACAGAGGGGACCUAAGCAUCCAAAGAAGUAGAAGUUUCAAAGAGGUUGCAUAACUUAUAUGAAGGUGAGACAACUGCAGAGAGAGAAGGUUAGCAGCCUGUGACCAGAGAAAGAAAUAAUGGAGUCCAACAUUUCAGUGGUGGAAGUUUUCUCACAGGAUGUUGUCUGCCCAGGAGAUAGUGCUUGGUGCUUGGUGUCUGGUGUAGAAGGUGGGAAGAUAACAGACUUGGGAAGGCAUUAUGAAGGUAGCAUGUCAAAUGGGUCUUCUACUUCAGAUGCUGAGAUCAUCAAAAGUUGGUGGUUGGGGUUAGGGAGGAGAUAAAACUGUGUACCUAAGAAUCCAGUGAAGGUAGAGACAGUGAUGAAGAGAAAUGAAAUUAAAAGGGAAAAGGUUUGUUAGGAUGGGUUGACAACACCACAAAACCCACCCCACCGCACCACACCCCAAAGAAGCCCAGGUUUCCAUGGUGGGAACUAGUCUUUACCAAUAAUUUCAGAGACAUCAUACAUUAACCCUCAAUAUUUGGGUUUGUUAGUGUAAAUAUGACUAUUGGGGGCUGAAUUUUGUUUCUUUUUAAAAUUUAUCCUUCUUUCUUUUUUUUUAAUUUUUAUUUUGCUUUAGGUGAAAGCUUACAAAUUAGGUCAAUCUCUCAUACAAAUAUUUAUAUACACCUUGCUAUAUACUCCCAAUUGCUCUCCCCCUAAUGAGACAGCACCCUCCUUCCCUCCACUCUGCAUUUUCGUGUCCAUUUGGCCAGCUUCUUACUUCCCCUGCCCUCUCAUCUCCCCUCCAGGCAAGAGAUGCCAACAUAGUCUCAUGUGUCUGAUUUAUCCAAGAAGCUCAUUCUUCACUGCUAUCAUUUUCUAUCCAUUACUCCAGUCCAAUCCCUGUCUGAAGAGUUGGCUUUAAGUUCCUGUCUUGGGCUAACAGAAGGUCUGGGGCCCAUGAUCUCUGGGGUCCUUCUAGUCUCAGUCAGACCAUUAAAUCUGGUCUUUUUAUGAGAAUUUGAGGUCUGCAUCCCACUGUUCUCCUGCUCCCUCAGAGGCUCUCUGUUGUGCUGCCUGUCAGGGCAGUCAUCAGUUGUAGCUGGGCACCAUCUAGUUCUUCUGGUCUCAGGCUGAUGUAUUCUCUCUUAUGUGGCCAUUUCUGUCUCUUGGGUUCAUAAUUACCUUGUGUCUUUGCUGUCCUUCAUUCUCCUUUUCUCCAGGUGGAUUGAGACUAAUUGAUGCAUCUUAGAUGGCUGCUUGCUAACAUUUAAGACCCUAGGCAGCACUCUCCAAAGUGGGAUGCAGAAUGUUUUCUUAAUAGAUUUUAUUAUGCCAAUUGACCUAGAUGUCCCCUGCUACAGUGGCCUUGGAAGCAUUCAGUUUAUUCAGGAAACUUCUUUGCUUUUGGUUUAGUCCAGUUGUGCUGACCUUGCCUGUAUUGUGUGUUGUCUUUCCCAUCACCUAAAAUAAUUCUUAUCUACUAUCUAAUUGGGUUGUCUAAUUACUGAAUACCCCUCUUGCUCCCUCCCUCCCUACCCCCUCUUGUAACCAUCAAGGAAUAUUUUUUUCUCUGUUUAAACUAUUUCUUCAGUAAUUAUAAUAGUGGUCUUAUAUAAUAUUUGCUUUUUUGAAACUGACUAAUUUCACUCAGCAUAGUGCCUUCCAGAUUCCUCCAUGUUUUGAGAUGUUUUACGGAUUCAUCAUCGUUCUUUAUUGAUACGUGGUAUUCCAUUGUAUGAAUAUACCAUAGUUUAUUUAUCCAUUCAUCCGUUGAUGGGCACCUUGGUUGCUUCCAAUUUUUUGCUAUUGUAAACAGUGCUGCAAUGAACAUGGGUAUGCAUAUAUCUGUUCGUGUAAAGGCUCUUAUUUCUCUAGGAUAUAUUCCAAGGAGUGGGAUUGCUGGAUCAUAUGGUAGUUCUAUUUCUAGUUUUUAAGAAAACGCCAAAUUGAUUUCUAAAGUGGUUGUACCAUUUUACAUUUCCUCCCGCAGUGUAUAAGUGUUCCAGUCUCUCCACAACCUCUCCAACAUUUAUUGUUUUGUGUUUGCUGGAUUAAUGCCAGCCUUGUUGGAGUGAGGUGGAAUCUCAUUGUAGUUUUGAUUUGCAUUUCUCUAAUGGCUAACAAUUGUGAGAAUUUCUCUUGUAUCUGUUAGCUACCUGAAUGUCUUCUUUAGUGAAGUGCUGUUCAUAUCCUUUGCCCAUUUAUUAAUUGGGUUAUUUGUCUUUUUCUAGUUGAGUUUUUGCAGUAUCAUGCAGAUUUUAGAGAUCAGAUGCUGAUUGGAAAUAUUGUAGCUAAAUACUUUUUCCCAGUCUGUAGGUAAUCUUUUUACUCUUUUGGUGAAGUCUUUGGAUGAGCAUAGGUGUUUGAUUUUUAGGAGCCCCCAGUUAUCUGGUUUCUCUUCUGCAUUGUUAGUAAUGUUUUAUAUACUGUUUAUGCCAUGUAUUAGGGCUCCUAGCAUUGUCCCUAUUUUUUCUUCCAUGAUCUUUAUCGUUUUAGAUUUUAUAUUUAGGCCUUUGAUCCAUUUUGAGCUCGUUUUUGUGCAUGGUGACAGAUACGGCUAUUGUUUCACUUUUUUGCAGAUGGAUAUCCAGUUAUUUCAGCACCAUUUGUUAAACGGACUGUCUCUUCCCAUUUAACUGACUUUGGGCUUUUGUCAAAUAUCAGCUACUCAUAUGUGGAUGGCUUUAUGUCUGGAUUCUCAAUUCUGUUCCAUUGGUCUAUGUAUCUGUUGCUGUACCAGUACCAGGCUGUUUUCACUACAGUGGCAGCGUAAUAGAUUCUAAAAUCAGGUAGAGUGUGGCCUCCCACUUUGUUCUUCUUUUUCAGUAAUGCUUUACUUAUCCGGGGCCUCUUUACCUUCCGUAUGAAGUUGGCGACUUCUUUCUAUAUCUCAUUAAAAAAUGUUGGAAUUUGGAUCAGAAUUGCAUUGUAUUUAUAUAUCACUUUUGGUAGAAUAGACAUUUUUACAAUGUUAAGUCCUCCUAUCCAUGAGCAAGGUAUGUUUUUCCAAUUAUGUAGGUCUGUUUUAGUUUCUUGCAGUAGCGUCUUGUAGUUCUCUUUGUAUAGGUCUUUUACAUCUCCAGUAAGAUUUAUUCCUAAGUAUUUUAUCUGCUCAGGGGCUACUGUAAAUGGUAUUGAUUUGGUGAUUUCCUCCUCAAUGUUCUUUUUGUUGGUGUAGAGAAAUUCAACUAAUUUUUGUAUGUUUAUCUUGUAAUCCUGAUAUUCUGCUGAACUCUUCUAUUAGUUUCAGUAGUUUUCUUGAGGAUUCCUUAGGGUUUUCUGUGUAUAAGAUCAAGUCAUCUGCAAAUAGAGAUAAUUUUACUUCUUCCUUAUGAAUCUGGAUGCCCUUUAUUUCUUUAUCUAGCCUAAUUGCUCUGGCUAGGACCUCCAGUACAAUGUUGAAUAAGAGAUAAAGCGCAUCCUUGCCUGGUUCCCGAUCUCAAGGGGAGUGCUUUCAGGCUCUCUCCAUUUAGGACGUUGGCUGUUGGCUUUGUAUAAAUGCCCUUUAUUAUGUUGAGGAGUAUUCCUUCUGUUCCCCUUGUGCUGAGAGUUUUUAUCAUUAAUGGUGUUGAACUUUGACAAAUGACUUUUCUGCAUCAAUUGAUAAGAUCCUGUGGUUCUUGUCUUUUGCUUAUUUACAUUUUGGAUUACAUUAAUUGUUUUUCUAAUGUUGAACCAUCCCUGCAUACCUGGUAUGAAUCCCACUUGGUCAUGGUGAAUUAUUUUUUUGAUAUAUUUUUGAAUUCUCUUGGCUAGAAUUUUGUUGAGAAGUUUUGUAUCUAAGUUCAUAAGGGAUAUAGGUCUGUAAUUCUCUUUUUUUGUGGUGUCUUUACCUGGUUUUGGUAUCAGGGAUAUGCUGGCUUCAUAGAAUGAGUUUGGGAGUAUUCCAUCCUUAUCUAUGCUCUGAAAUACCUUUAGUAGUAGUGGUGUUAACUCUUCUCUGAAAGUUUGGUAGAACUCUCCCGUGAAGCCAUCUGGGUCAGUUUUUUUGUUGUUGUUUUAUUCCAUUACCUUUUCAAUUUCUCCUUUUGUUAUGGUCUGUUUAGGUGAUGCAAAUAUCCAUUAAUAAUCGGAACCUGGAAUGUAUGAAGUAUGAAUAUAGGAAAAUUGGAAAUCGUCAAAAAUGAAAUUGAAUGCAUAAACAUCGAUACUUAGGCAUUAGUGCACUGAAAUGGACUGGUAUUGGCCAUUUUGAAUCGGACAAUCAUAUACUCUAUUAUGCCAGGAAUGACAACUUGAAGAGGAAUGUGUUGCAUUCAUCGUCAAAAAGAACGUUUCAUGAUCUAUCCUAAAGUACAACGCUGUCAGUGAUAGGAUAAUAUCCAUAUACCUACAAGGAAGACCAGUUAAUACGACUACUAUUCAAAUUUAUGCACCAAUCACUAGGGCCAAAGAUGAAGAAAUAGAAGAUUUUUAUCAGCUGCUGCAGUCUGAAAUUGAUAGAACAUGCAAUCGAGAUGCAUUGAUAAUUACUGGCAAUUGGAAUCCGAAAGUCAGAAACAAAGAAGAAGGAUCUGUGGUUGGAAAAUAUGGCCUUGGUGAUAGAAACAAUGCCAGAGAUCAAAUGAGAGAAUUUUGCAAGACCAACGACUUCUUCAUUGCAAAUACCUUCUUUACCAACAAAAAUGGAGACUAUACACAUGGACCUUGCCAGAUGGAACACACAGAAAUCAAAUUGACUACAUCUGUGGAAAGAGACAAUGGAAAAGCUCAAUAUCAUCAGUCAGAACAAGGCCAGAGGCCGACUGUGGAACAGACCAUCAAUUGCUCAUAUGCAAGUUCAAGCUGAAACUGAAGAAAAUCAGAGUACCACGUCCAGAAGAGCCAAAAUAUGAUCUUUAGUACAUCCCGCCUGAAUUUACAGACCAUCUGAAGAAUAGAUUUGACGCAUUGAACACUAGCAACUGAAGACCAGAUAAGUUGUGGAAUGACAUCAAGGACAUCAUCCAUGCAGAAAGCAAGAGGUCAUUGAAAAGACAAGAAAGAAAGAAAAGACCAAGAUGGAUGUCAGAGGAGACCCUGAAACUUACUCUUGAAUGUCGAACAGCUAAAGCAAAAGGAAGAAUCGAUGAAGUAAAAGAACUGAACAGAAGAUUUCAAAGGGUGUCUCGAGAAGACAAAGUAAAGUAUUAUAAUGACAUGUGCAAAGAGCUGGAGAUAGAAAACCAAAAGGGAAGAACACGCUUGGUGUCUCUCAAGCUGAAUGAACUGAAGAAAAAAUUCAAGCCUCGAGUUGCAAUAGUGAAGGAUUCUAUGGGGAAAAUAUUAAAUGAUGCAGGAAGCGUCAAAAGAAGAUGGAAGGAAUACACAUUGUCAUUAUACCAAAAAGAAUUAGUCGAUGUUCAACCAUUUCAAGAGGUGGCAUAUGAUCAGGAACCGAUGGUACUGAAGGAAGAAGCCCAAGCUGCUCUGAAGGUAUUGGCGCAAAACAAGGCUCCAGUAAUUGAUGGGAUAUCAAUUGAGAUGUUUCAACAAACAGAUGCAGCACUGGCGGUGCUCACUCAUCCUUGCCAAGAAUUAUGGAAGACAGCUUCCUGGUCAAUUGACUGGAAGAGAUCCAUAUUUAUGCCUAUUCCCAAGAAAGGUGAUCCAACUGAUUGUGGAAAUUACAGAACAAUAUCAUAAAUAUCACACACAAGGAAAAUUUUGCUGAAGAUCAUUCAAAAACAGCUGCAGCAGUAUAUUGACAGGGAACUGCCAGAAAUUCAGGCCGGUGUCAGAAGAGGAUGUGGAACCAGGGAUAUCAUUGCUGAUGUCAGAUGGAUCCUGGCUGAAAGUAGAGAAUACCAGAAGGAUGUUUACCUGUGUUUUAUUGACUAUGCAAAGGCAUUCAACUGUGUGGAUCUUAAUAAAUUAUGGAUAACAUUGCGAAGAAUGGGAAUUCCAGAACACUUAAUUGUGCUCAUGAGGAACCUUUACAUAGAUCAAGAGGCAGUCGUUCGGACUGACAAGGGGAUGCUGAUUGGUUUAAAGUCAGGAAAGGUGUGCGUCAGCGUUGUAUUCUUUCACCAUAUCUAUUCGAUCCUUAUGCUGAGCAAAUAAUCUGAGAAGCUGGACUAUAUGAAGAAGAAUGGGGCAUCAGGAUUGGAGGAAGACUCAUUAACAACCUGUGUUAUGCAGAUGACACAACCUUGCUUGCUGAAAGUGAAGAGGACUUGAAGCACUUACUAAUGAAGAUCAAAGACCACAGCCUUCAGUAUGGAUUGUACCUCAACAUAAAGAAAACAAAAAUCCUCACAAGUGGACCAUUAAGCAACAUCAUGAUAAAGGCAGAAAAGAUCGAAGUUGUCAAGGAUUUCAUUUUCCUUGGAUCCACAAUCAACAGCCAUGGAAGCAGCAGUCAAGAAAUCAAAUGAUGUAUUGCAUUGGGUAAAUCUGCUGCAAAGGACCUCUUUAAAGUGUUGAAGAGCAAAGAUGUCACCUUGAAGACUAAGGUGCACCUGACCCAAGCCAUGGUAUUUUCAAUCACAACAUAUGCAUGUGAAAGCUGGACAAUGAAUAAGGAAGACCGAAGAAGAAUUGAUGCCUUUGAAUUGUGGUAUUGGUGAAGAAUAUUGAAUAUACCAUGGACUGCCAAAAGAACGAACAAAUCUGUCUUAGAAGUACAACCAGAAUGCUCCUUAGAAGCAAAGACGGCGAGACUGCGUCUUACAUACUUUGGACAUGUUGUCAGGAGGGAUCUGUCCCUGGAGAAGGACAUCAUGCUUGGCAGAGUACAGGGUCAGCGGAAAAGAGGAAGACUU
Molecule: messenger RNA, 8425 nt
Organism: Loxodonta africana (African savanna elephant)
Lineage: Eukaryota; Metazoa; Chordata; Mammalia; Proboscidea; Elephantidae
Product: UDP-glucuronosyltransferase 1A3-like
Exons: 1
Coding region: 7-966 (319 amino acids)
Molecular function (GO): UDP-glycosyltransferase activity
Source: RefSeq, a predicted model, not a curated record